Molecule: messenger RNA, 939 nt
Organism: Rotaria sp. Silwood1
Lineage: Eukaryota; Metazoa; Rotifera; Eurotatoria; Philodinida; Philodinidae
Source: the annotation of a GenBank genome assembly
AUGAUAUCAACAGAAGCAAAAACACAAAAUCAAUCUCAACAAUCAACAACAUAUGAUGAACGUGUAUUUAAUGAACGUAUUCGUCAAUUAUUUAAUUCAAUUGAUUCAACUAAUAUUUCAUCACCAAAUAAUAAUAUGAAUCAAAUGACUUCUAUUGUUGAUGCACUCUUUCCUGAACAAGCUUCUCUUUAUCAACAACAACAACAGCAACAGCAACAGCAACAUGAUCAACGUCGUUCAUCAACAAAUGAUCUUACAACAGCUUUUGAUCGAUUUUCAUUAUGGAGUAAUAAUAAUAAUAAUAAUAAUAAUAAUAGUUCAGCUUCAGCCUUCUGUGGUGGUACUAUAAGUGGUCCAUCAGCAUUUACCAAUCGACGUCAAUCAACAUUACAUAGUUCAUCACGUUCAUUACGAAAUACUUAUCAUCAUCAUCAUCAACAACAACAUCAUCAACCAAAUCAUUAUCGACCACCACCUGUAACUCGACCUCGUUUUACUGCAUCAUCAAUACGUAUACCAUCAGCUGCAACUAUAACUGCUCCAUCUACUAACUAUACGAAUGGACUUCAACGAUCAGCAUCAUCACUUUCAACAAAUAAUACUAGUGCUACAAUGGAUUAUCAUCCUCGCUUUGCUAGUCGUUUAUCAACAACUCGUUUACCAUCAAAUGCACCAGCAGGUUCUCAUGAUCAAAUAGCAGGUAAUAAUAAUACAAUAGAUCCAAUAGCUCCAUCAUCAUCUAUCGAUGUUACGGAUCAAACAUGUUCGGCUUCUGCUGUACUCUCUCGCAAUACAUCAACAACAAAUGUUCAACCACAACAAUUUGUAACAAUGACACAAACAACAACAACAACUUUUUGUUAUGUACCUGCAACAGGUUCACUUGCUUAUAAUAAUUUAGCUGGAACAGGACGAAGUACAACUGUUUCUCAUCAUUGA